This is a messenger RNA of Miscanthus lutarioriparius, 1416 nucleotides long. NCBI's taxonomy places the organism in Eukaryota, Viridiplantae, Streptophyta, Magnoliopsida, Poales, Poaceae. The record is from the annotation of a GenBank genome assembly.
AUGGCGUCGUCGUCCAAGAAGGUGUGCGUGGUCGGCGCCGGCGUCGCGGGACUAGUGUCCGCCCGCGAGCUGCGCCGGGAGGACCACGACGUGGCGGUCAUGGAGCAGAGCGGCGGCGUCGGCGGGCAGUGGCUGUACGACCCGAGGACCGACGCCACCGACCCUCUCGGCGUGGCCGGCGCGCAGAGCAGCAUCUACGCCUCUCUCCGGCUCAACACGCCCAGGGAGACUACGGCCUUCUCCGACUUCCCUUUCUUCCCCAGCAACGACGGCACCGGCGACGCCCGGCGGUACCCGGUGCACGCCGAGUUCCUGAGGUAUAUCAGGGACUUCUGCGACGCGUUCGGGCUCAUGGACGCCGUCAGGCUCAACACCAAGGUCCUGCACGUCGGCCCGUUGGCGCCGCGCGCCGCUGACGACGGUGGCGUGAAGCGGUGGACUGUGAGGUGGUCCUCGAGACAUGGUGACAGUGAGGGCGAGGUGGUCACCGCGGAGGAGGUGUUCGACGCCGUCGUCGUCGCGGUCGGCCAAAACUCCCAGCGAAGGCUCCCUAGUCCCUACCAUCAACGGCAUGUACAAGUGGAGCAGGAGGCAGCUGCAUUCGCACUCGUACCGGGCCCCGGACUCGUUCCAGGACCAAGUGGUGGUGGUGGUCUGAUGCCACCCGAGCGGCACGGACAUCGCGCUGGAGCUCUCCACGGUGGCAAGAGAGGUGCACAUCAGCGUCAAGUCCAUGGACGACGGCGCCGUGUUCCCGGGCAUGAGGCAAGCUGUGUCCAGGCACCACAACCUGCAUCUCCACCUCCAGGCAUGUCGUCUCUGCUCGUUCAUGGACAUCAACAACAUACAUAUAUGCAUAUAAUCCGACAAGAACGCUUGUGCGUACGACUACUUGUUCCCGUUCCUGGACACGGGAGGCCUGGUCACCGUCGACGACAACCGCAUCAGCCCGCUGUUCGAGCACACGUUCCCGCCGGCGCUGGCGCCGUCGCUCUGCUUCGUGGGCGUGCCCAAAAGCGUGGUGGUGCCGCGGUUCUACGAGGCGCAGGCGAGGUGGGUGGCGCAGGUGCUAUCCGGCCGGAAGUCGCUGCCGCCGGUGGCCGACAUGCUCCGCUCCGCGGAGGAGUACAACCGCGCAAGGGAGACGGCCGGCGUGCCCAAGCGCCUGACGACGACAUCUUCGACCUGGAGUACUGCGACGCGUUCGGGGAGACGCAUUGCGGGUUCCCGCGGCUGGAGGACUGGAAGAACAAGCUCCUGUGGUCCUCCGUCAAAAGAGUGCGCGAUGCCACGGAGAGCUUCCGUGACGACUACCGCGACAGCGACCUUGUCCUCGAGGGCCUGCGCUCACAGGGCUGGCUUACCGGCCGGCCGCCGCCGCCGCCGGAAGACACGAGGGUAGAAAACGAGUCAUGA